Pipistrellus nathusii (Nathusius's pipistrelle) is the source of this 1752-nucleotide messenger RNA. The record is from the annotation of a GenBank genome assembly. Lineage: Eukaryota; Metazoa; Chordata; Mammalia; Chiroptera; Vespertilionidae.
AUGGACGGGAGCGGCGGCCGCGUCCGCCUCAAGGCGCACUACGGCGGGGACAUCCUGGUCAGCAGCCUGGACGCUGCCACCACCUUCGAGGAGCUGUGUGCCGACAUGAGGGACAUGUGCAGCCUGCCCCCGGGCCAGCCGCUCACCCUCAAGUGGGUGGACAGCGAAGGUGACCCCUGCACGGUGUCCUCCCAGAUGGAGCUGGAGGAGGCCUUCCGCCUGUCCUGCCAGCGCCGGAGCGACGGGCUCAUCGUUCACGUGUUUCCGAGCGCUCCCGAGCAGCCCGGCAUGCCGUGCCCCGGAGAAGACAAAUCCAUCUACCGCCGCGGAGCCCGAAGAUGGAGGAAGCUGUACCGCGCCAACGGCCACCUCUUCCAGGCCAAGCGCUUUAACAGGAGAGCGUACUGCGGCCAGUGCAGCGAGAGGAUAUGGGGCCUCGCCUGGCAGGGCUACCGCUGCGUCAACUGCAAACUGCUGGUCCAUAAGCGCUGCCACGUGCUCGUCCCGCUGACCUGCCAAAGGCAUAUGGAUCCCGUCAUGCCGUCCCAGGAGCCUCCGGUGGGUGACAAGGACGACGACGCGGACCUCGCUCCCGAGGAGACCGAUGGCAUUCCUUACCUCUCCUCCCGGAAGCGGGACAGCAUCAAAGAUGACUCUGAGGACCUCAAGCCGGUCAUCGAUGGGAUGGACGGCAUCAAGAUCUCUCAGGGGCUGGGCCUGCAGGACUUCGACCUCAUCAGGGUCAUCGGGCGCGGGAGCUACGCCAAGGUCCUCCUGGUGCGGCUCAAGAAGAACGACCAGAUCUACGCCAUGAAGGUGGUGAAGAAGGAGCUGGUGCAUGACGACGAGGACAUCGACUGGGUGCAGACGGAGAAGCACGUGUUCGAGCAGGCGUCCAGCAGCCCCUUCCUGGUCGGCCUGCACUCCUGCUUCCAGACCGCCAGCAGGCUGUUCCUGGUCAUCGAGUACGUCAACGGCGGGGACCUCAUGUUCCACAUGCAGAGGCAGCGCAAGCUCCCGGAGGAGCACGCCAGGUUCUACGCCGCGGAGAUCUGCAUCGCCCUCAACUUUCUGCACGAGCGGGGCAUCAUCUACCGGGACCUGAAGCUGGACAACGUCCUGCUGGACGCCGACGGCCACAUCAAGCUGACGGACUACGGCAUGUGCAAGGAAGGCCUGGGCCCCGGUGACACCACAAGCACGUUCUGCGGGACCCCCAACUACAUCGCCCCCGAGAUCUUGCGCGGAGAGGAGUACGGGUUCAGCGUGGACUGGUGGGCGCUGGGUGUCCUGAUGUUUGAGAUGAUGGCCGGGCGCUCUCCCUUUGACAUCAUCACCGACAACCCCGACAUGAACACCGAGGACUACCUGUUCCAGGUGAUCCUGGAGAAACCCAUCCGCAUCCCCCGGUUCCUGUCCGUCAAGGCCUCCCACGUCCUGAAGGGCUUCCUGAACAAGGACCCCAAAGAGAGGCUCGGCUGCCGGCCACAGACUGGAUUUUCCGACAUCAAGUCUCACGCCUUCUUCCGCAGCAUAGACUGGGACCUGCUGGAGAAGAAGCAGGCGCUGCCGCCCUUCCAGCCGCAGAUCACAGACGACUACGGCCUGGACAACUUCGACACGCAGUUCACCAGCGAGCCCGUGCAGCUGACCCCCGACGACGAGGACGUCAUAAAGCGGAUCGACCAGUCCGAGUUCGAGGGGUUCGAGUACAUCAACCCGCUGCUGCUCUCCACCGAGGAGUCCGUGUGA